Dentiscutata erythropus is the source of this 1023-nucleotide messenger RNA. Lineage: Eukaryota; Fungi; Glomeromycota; Glomeromycetes; Diversisporales; Gigasporaceae. The record is from the annotation of a GenBank genome assembly.
AUGAGCGAAUACAAAACCAACUUCGUUAAUCGAGCUUGCGUCUUUAUAAACUCAGGAAACGAUCACAUGAUUCAAAAUCAGGUGAUCGAUGAUCCACAACAACUUAUCAAAAUUCCAUUCCCACCAGAAAUUAAUUCCCAAGAUUUGGUUAUUUUACAUCCUGAUGGUCAUGUUUCUAAAACUCCUAAUGCUUUUAUGAUCUAUCGAAAACUGUUUGUUGAAACAGCUCGUAAAGGCGGUUAUAACUUACCAAUGAAUGUCAUCUCCUCAAUGACAUCUCGAUCAUGGGAACAAGAACCUGAAGAAGUAAAAAAUGAAUAUAGGAGAAUUGCAAAAGAAGCUUUCAAUUAUCGUAAUGAAUUAUUUCCUAAAAUAAAACCGCAGAGCAAGAAAGAUCAAUGGAAAAUUAUUUCAUUUGAUAAACCUUCUCGUAAAAUUAAAAAUCCCAAACCUAUGAGAUCUUCAAAUAAACCCACAAAACGAAAACAUCAAUUUAAAUCCACAUCUAAAAUUCAAGUUAUCUCUGAUAAAUCACCCGAAUUGUUUGAUAAUUUAAGUGAUAUCGACAUGAACUCACCAAUUUUUGACCCAGAUUUAUUUACUGAUUGGGCUGAAUUUUUUAACAAUCUAAGUACAUAUCAAAGCCUCGACCUAUCAAUAACUUCUAGCAACAAUAGUUCAAACGAUUUUGAUUUGCCUAUUCAAGCAGAUCAACAAAUUAAUGAUGAUAUCGUAAAUAGUCUUUUAUCUAUUAGUGAAAAUCAGCCCCCGAUCUAUGAUACUCAAUAUGGACUCGGAAUUUUUGAUCACUCUAACACUAAUCAAAUUUCCGAAAUAAAUCCACAUAAUAUAGAUGGAAUACAUGAAAUCUUUGAUAUACAGAACACUUGCAUUUUAGACAAUUUAGUCAAUUCCAAUUAUCAAUUUUCUUUCUCGCCUAAUUUAUUAAAUACAACAAUAAAUCAAGAUUAUUUAAACGAUGCAUUAAUUGCUUUUGAAAUGGGUUUUAAUUAUCCCAUUUAA